AUGUUAGCUGUAGUUUUUGCACUAAAGAAAUUCCAUCAAUAUACUUUUGGAAGGUUAACCAAAGUCAUUAGUGACCAUAAGCCCUUACAGGCUAUAAUGAAGAAACCCCUUGAUCGAGCACCACGUAGAUUGCAAGGAAUGUUAUUGAGCGCAUUUCAGUAUAAUAUUGAAGUAGAAUAUCAUCCAGGAAAGAAUAUGCAUGUUGCAGAUUACUUGUCCAGAAAUUAUUUGCCAGAAAAUGGAGGGGGACAAGUAUUUGAAAACAUUAACAUGUUAUCAUUUGUACCCAUACAGCCCACAAGAUUGCAAAAGAUUCAAAGGUCAACUUUAGAUGAUGAAGUAAUGAAUUUACUAAUAGAGAGAAUUGUAGAAGGAUGGCCUAGUAGCAAAGAGAAUGUCGCAUGUCAGUUAUUACCAUACUAUAACAAUAGAGAUGGGUAUUCAGUACAGAAUGGGUUAAUUUUCAAAGGAGAGAGAAUUGUUAUACCUAGAGAAUUACGACCUGAAAUCAAAGAAGCCAUACGCUUAUCACAUAUAGGUGUUGAAGGAUGUUUAAGACGUGCUAGGGAAUGUGUUUAUUGGCCAGGAAUGAAUCCUGAAGUCAGACAGUAUGUAUCCCAAUGUGAGACUUGUAACAAAUAUACUGAUUCUCAAUGUAAAGAAACUCUGAUGACUCAUGACAUAAGUGACAGACCAUGGGAUAAAGUUGGAGUAGAUUUAUUUGAACUCAAGAAUUAUAAUUUUCUUGUAACAGUUGAUUAUUUCAGUAACUUUUGGGAGAUUGAUAGACUGGAAAGAACAUCAGCUAACUCAGUAAUUAAAAAGUUGAAAGCUCACUUUGCAAGAUAUGGUAUCCCUUCAAUUGUUGUAAGUGACAAUGGACCACAGUUCAGAUGUGAGGAAUUUAAAGACUUUGCUAGAAGUUAUGAGUUUAACCAUCAAACAAGUAGUCCGCAUUAUCUGAAGUCAAAUGGAAUGGCAGAAUCAGCAGUUAAAACAGCCAAGAAAUUGAUCAGAAAAGCCAUGGAUUGUGGUAAAGAUCCUUUUUUACCUAUAUUAGAUCAUAGGAAUACCCCAGCUGAGUAUUUGAAUCUUAGUCCAGCUCAACGUAGUUUGGGAAGAAGAACCAGAACACUAUUACCUAUGUCUCAGAAGCUCCUAAACCUACAAGGAAUUGAUGUUGAAGUUCAUAACAGAAAGAAAAAGGAGAAAAGCUUGAAAAGUGCUAAGUAUUAUAACAAACAUGCAAAAGAUCUUAAACCAUUGCAAGAAGGAGACAGUGAGCGUGUUGAACCAACAAUAUUAGGUGAUAAGGCUUGGAAAAAAAGCUUUGUAAAUAGAAAGCUAGAUGAAAGAUCUUAUGAAGUGGAGUCAAAUGGAGGAGUACUGAGAAGAAAUAGAGUGCAUUUAAAGAAAACUGAUGAAAACAAACAGGGUGACAUACAGCAACCUAGUGUCACAGAACAAGUUAGAAUUAUAGAAAGGAAUGACACUGAAGUAAACAAUAACACACAAAGUGAAAGCCAAAUGAGUGAUAAUGUAAAGGAUCAAGAGCCAAAGUAUAACUUAAGGCCAAGCAGAAAUAGAUUACCAGUGAAAUUUAAAGACUACGAGCUACAUUAA
This is a messenger RNA of Penaeus indicus, 1623 nucleotides long. RefSeq lists its product as uncharacterized. The transcript has a single exon. The coding region runs from base 1 to 1623 and encodes 540 amino acids. The record is from RefSeq and is a predicted model, not a curated record. Gene Ontology annotation, biological process: DNA integration. Lineage: Eukaryota; Metazoa; Arthropoda; Malacostraca; Decapoda; Penaeidae. Gene Ontology annotation, molecular function: nucleic acid binding.